This is a messenger RNA of Penicillium macrosclerotiorum, 654 nucleotides long. RefSeq lists its product as uncharacterized. The coding region runs from base 1 to 654 and encodes 217 amino acids. NCBI's taxonomy places the organism in Eukaryota, Fungi, Ascomycota, Eurotiomycetes, Eurotiales, Aspergillaceae. The transcript has a single exon. The record is from RefSeq and is a predicted model, not a curated record.
AUGACGCCGCGCGUGGAAGCGGGCGAGAAUGGAGACCGGGAGGGCCUCUUGGGCGCGACGCGGAUGAAACAAACCAUUCAGCAGGCUCAAACGUGGGGGAACUCUCGUCCCGGUCUACGCAAAGGGCCCGUUUCCGCCGAGGCUGGUUCUAGAAUGCCGGGGCGGAUUCCCGUCGCGGUUAAGCAGAAGGAAGCAUGGAGCCGAUGCCGUAUCGCGAUCAUGGCUGGUAUACUUCCGUGGUUGCGUUCGAGGAGACCCCGUCGGGAGAGGAGAGCGACUCGAAGACUCCGGCACCGGUCCAUGAGAGCAGCGUCGAGUCUUCCAUGGCGUAUCCAUCCGGCUAGUUCCUUCGUCGAGUGCCCUGGAGCUCGGGAGUCCUUCUCUUCUGCUCGUCUCGCCCCCGUUCUAUUCCCAGCGACGCGACGCCGCACUAUCGCCAUCCUAUUUAUCGAUAGGCCGCACGGGGGAAUCCUCGAUCCUCCACCCCAGCAGAGAGGGAGUAUCCCCAUCGACCCCUCGACCGGGGGAUCCUCGCGACUAUCCAUCUCCCCUAUCUCCAUUCUGAGCACCCAAUAUAUCAGAUUCGUGGAGAGACGAGGGGCCAAGCCCGUCAUCACCCAUCACAUCCAUGGCGUCAAGCGAUGGGGCUGCUGA